AUGGACAGCACCUACCUGAUCUCUCCCGGCGAAGGGGCGAACACCACCCUGCACUGGGUAACUGCAGGCAACCACAGUUUGGGAGAACUGAGCUGGAAGGAGUUGGAAAAGCUGUUCUUCCUUUUCGCCAAGGAGCCUGUGACCAUCAGCCUCACAGCACUCUACCUGCUCUCCUUUUCCGUUGGAUUAGCUGGCAACACCGCUUCGCUGUGGUUUCUGCUGUCUGGGGAGAGACGCAGGGCUGGACGCUCCGGGACAGCUCCGGAAGGUCCCAGUCCCACUCGCCGCCUGCUAGCCAACCUAGCGGUGUGUGAUCUACUGGUGGUGUGCGUCUGCAUGCCUAUGACCGUGGGCAACUUGCUCUACAAAGUCUGGGUCUUCGGGGACUUCCUGUGCCGCGCUGCACCCUUCGUGCAAGCGCUAACGGUGGCCGCCAGCGCCCUGAGCCUCACUGCCAUCAGUCUGCACCGAUACUACGGCGUCCGGCGGCCUCUGCGAGCCCGAGCUUCUUGCACCCGCGGCCGCGCCCUCGCCACAAUCCUCUCCGUCUGGGUAGUGUCGGCGGCUAUCUGUCUGCCCUUGGCCUUUGCCAACCGGCGGGAUGAGAUCGGGCAGGAGAAGGGGCUGCCGCUGGCCUUCCCCAUCUGUCGCGAGGUGUGGCCUAGGGCGCGGCUGAAGCAGGCCUAUAGUUGCGUCCUCUUCGGUUUGCUCUACUGCCUGCCUGUGAUCUUCAACCUGGCCUUGGGCUGGCUGACAGUGAAGAGACUCCAAGAUCCACCUGGAGCCUGGGCUCGACGCCCCAGGGAGGGUGCCGGGCCCUGGCCAGAGUCACUGAUCCUGCCGGCUUCGAGGCUAAAGGUGAGGCAGCGAGUGGCCCACAUGGUAAUUGCUCUGGUGGCCCUGUUCGCUGUAACCUGGCUGCCAAUCUACCUGCUGGACAUCUGGAUCGAUUUCCACAUGCCGGAUUUGUACCCCAAGAAGCCUACUGCACCCUGGGUUCUGCAGCUCAGGCCUUUCGCCCAGUGGCUGGGCCUCACCAACUCCAGCCUGAAUCCAUUCUGCUACUGCUUCGUGGGGAACCUGGCCCGCACAGCCCGCCAGGUGAGGCACCAGUACCGCAAGAGACUCAGCUCCUUGUUCCGACCUUCAAUCUCAGAGGGAACUCCCUUGAGGGAAGGGGGUAUGGAGGCAGCAGGCAGGGAUACAGCUCCCUCCACGGGAGGUUUCCCAGCAAGAGGCUACUGGGGGAAUGAAGGAGCAAGUUCCCUUUUGACAGUUCCCCCUUCCUACCAAAACCCUUAG
Molecule: messenger RNA, 1302 nt
Organism: Antechinus flavipes (yellow-footed antechinus)
Lineage: Eukaryota; Metazoa; Chordata; Mammalia; Dasyuromorphia; Dasyuridae
Product: QRFP-like peptide receptor
Exons: 1
Coding region: 1-1302 (433 amino acids)
Biological process (GO): neuropeptide signaling pathway
Cellular component (GO): membrane
Molecular function (GO): peptide binding; G protein-coupled receptor activity
Source: RefSeq, a predicted model, not a curated record